GAGGCUGCGCGCAAGCGCGGGACCUCCUUUCCUCAGUUGCCGCUAAGGUGCUCGGUCCUUCCGAGGAAGCUAAGGCCGCGUUGGGGUGAGGCCCUCACUUCAUCCGGCGACUAGCACCGCGCCCGGCAGCGUCCGCUCAGCACUCGCCCGCACUAUGGCCUCCGUCUCGGAGCUCGCCUGCAUCUACUCGGCCCUCAUCCUGCACGACGAUGAGGUGACGGUCACGGAGGAUAAGAUUAAUGCCCUCAUUAAAGCAGCGGGUGUGAAUGUUGAACCUUUCUGGCCUGGCUUGUUUGCAAAGGCCCUGGCCAACGUCAACAUUGGGAGCCUCAUCUGCAAUGUAGGAGCUGGUGGCCCUGCCCCAGCAGCUGGCACUGCGCCAGCCGGAGGUCCUACUCCUUCCACCACUGCUGCCCCAGCUGAGGAGAAGAAAGUGGAAGCAAAGAAGGAAGAAUCUGAGGAGUCUGAUGAUGACAUGGGCUUUGGUCUUUUUGACUAAACCUCUUCUAUAAGCUGCUCAAUAAAAAGCUGAACUCUUG
This is a messenger RNA of Callorhinus ursinus (northern fur seal), 539 nucleotides long. It is a transcript of the gene RPLP1, whose product is annotated as ribosomal protein lateral stalk subunit P1. Lineage: Eukaryota; Metazoa; Chordata; Mammalia; Carnivora; Otariidae. Gene Ontology annotation, cellular component: cytosolic large ribosomal subunit; ribosome. Gene Ontology annotation, molecular function: ribonucleoprotein complex binding; protein kinase activator activity; structural constituent of ribosome. The record is from RefSeq and is a predicted model, not a curated record. Gene Ontology annotation, biological process: cytoplasmic translation; translational elongation.